Molecule: messenger RNA, 1323 nt
Organism: Hibiscus syriacus
Lineage: Eukaryota; Viridiplantae; Streptophyta; Magnoliopsida; Malvales; Malvaceae
Product: agamous-like MADS-box protein AGL15
Exons: 8
Coding region: 299-1111 (270 amino acids)
Biological process (GO): positive regulation of transcription by RNA polymerase II
Cellular component (GO): nucleus
Molecular function (GO): RNA polymerase II cis-regulatory region sequence-specific DNA binding; protein dimerization activity; DNA-binding transcription factor activity, RNA polymerase II-specific
Source: RefSeq, a predicted model, not a curated record
UGUAAAUAGAAUUGCAGAGAGCCAUGCAAGAAACUUGUCGUUUCCAGUUUCAAAACGCCUAGCCUUUUUAAUAUUUUUUUCUAUCUUCCCCCGUUCUCUAAUUUUGGAAAUCCUUUCUUUCUCUUACUCCCCAAAUUAAGCUUUCUCUUCUCUUAGUAAUCAAAAGCAGGAUAUUUAAAUUCAAACCCAGAAGUGGUUGGUCAUUUUUUUCAUUUGUUCUAACAAAGGUUGAAUUGAAAAAAUCGUUUCUUUUACUGGGUUUUUGAGGAGAAACUGAAACAGCGCAGAGAGGAGAAAAAUGGGUAGGGGGAAAAUAGAGAUAAAGAGAAUAGAGAACGCUAACAGCAGGCAAGUUACAUUCUCCAAGCGGCGUGCGGGUUUGCUUAAGAAGGCUAAGGAACUCGCCAUUCUCUGUGAUGCUGAGGUUUCUGUCAUCAUUUUCUCCAAUACCGGCAAACUUUUCGAGUACUCCAGCUCUGGCAUGAAGAAAACAUUUUCCAGAUACAACAAGUGUGUGCAAGGUUCUCCAGAGAGGCCUCUAAUGGAACAUAAAGCAGAGAAACAAGACUCUAAGGAAACAGAAAAUCUGAAGGAUGAAGUUGCAAAGCUGCAAAUGAAACAAUUACAGCUGUUGGGUAAGAACUUGACCAGCAUGAGCUUGAAAGAGCUUGACGUCCUGGAGCAGCAGCUUAGUGAAGGGUUGUUAUCUGUGAAGGAGAAGAAGGAACAAGUGCUUAUGGAACAGCUAGAGCAAUCGAGAGUACAGCGGGCAUUGCUUGAGAAUGAAACUUUACGCAGACAGGUUGAGGAGCUAAGAGGUUUCUUUCCAUCAGCUGAUCACCUGUCCCGAUCCUAUCUCGAACACUAUCCCGUCGAAAGGAAAAAUACUCUCAUGAGUCUUAGUAUUCCCAGUCCAGAUGGCACCUGUGCUUGCACUGUUGAAAAGGGAGAUUCAGACACUACCUUGCAUUUAGGGUUGCCAAGUGAUUAUCCCAAAAGAAAGAAACCCGAAAGAGAAAGCCGUUCCAUUAACUCAGAGAGCCAAUUGGGGCAGUUUGAUUCUUUCUGUAACUCCGUCCCCUUGGUCCCUAACAGAGAUGACAAAACUUAGAUAUGGGAUUGGGGGGCCCUAACAGAGAUGACAAAACUUAGAUAUGGGUAUGGUACAAUCGAGUCUAGUUCGGUAGUUCUUUUAAAGAACCCUUUGUUCGAAUCACAGUGAAGUUAUAGAUGUUUCAUAUCAGUAUAUUGGAUGUACUUUUAGUAUCAACAGUUAUUGGGGAAAAAGAGACUAUAUUCGCAAAUAGGCUUUCCUUUUGUAUC